AUGGCGUCAACCGAGAUAGCGAGGCAAGCGGGUGAAGGUGCUCGUUCUGUCCCUCUGGCAGGCCAUGUGGGCUUUGACAGCAUGCCCGACCAGCUGGUCAACAAGUCUGUCAACCACGGAUUCUGCUUUAACAUCCUCUGUGUUGGUGAGACGGGUCUGGGGAAGUCCACCCUUAUGGACACGUUGUUCAACACCAAGUUUGAGGGUGAGCCCACUCAGCACAACCAGCCGGGAGUCACACUCAAGUCCAACACCUAUGAGCUCCAGGAGAGUAACGUGCGCCUCAAACUCACUGUCGUCAACACCGUCGGCUUCGGGGACCAGAUCAACAAAGAAGACAGCUACAAGUCUAUUGUGGAGUUCAUUGAUGCCCAGUUUGAAGCAUAUCUACAGGAGGAGCUGAAAAUCAAACGCACGCUACACAGCUACCACGACACUCGCAUCCAUGCAUGUCUGUACUUCAUCGCUCCCACAGGACACUCACUCAAAUCCCUGGACUUGGUGACCAUGAAGAAACUUGACAGCAAGGUCAAUAUUAUUCCAAUCAUUGCCAAGUCAGACGCCAUCUCCAAGAGCGAGCUGGCCAAGUUCAAAAUCAAAAUCACCAGUGAGCUGGUGAGCAACGGAGUGCAGAUCUACCAGUUCCCCACUGAUGACGAGUCCGUGGCAGAGAUCAACUCCACCAUGAAUAGCCAUUUGCCAUUCGCCGUGGUGGGGAGCACAGAGGAAGUAAAGAUCGGGAACAAGAUGGUGAAGGCCCGGCAGUACCCCUGGGGAACGGUGCAGGUGGAGAAUGAGAAUCACUGUGACUUUGUCAAACUGCGAGAAAUGCUGAUCAGAGUGAACAUGGAGGACCUGCGAGAGCAGACUCACACACGUCAUUAUGAGCUCUACCGCCGCUGCAAACUGGAGGAGAUGGGCUUUAAGGACACAGACCCUGACAGCAAGCCCUUCAGUCUUCAGGAGACUUAUGAAGCUAAGAGGAACGAGUUCAUGGGUGAGCUGCAGAAGAAAGAAGAAGAAAUGAGGCAAAUGUUCGUCCAAAGAGUCAAAGAGAAGGAGGCUGAGCUCAAAGAGGCAGAGAAAGAGUUGCACGAGAAGUUUGACCGUUUGAAGAAGCUUCACCAGGACGAGAAAAAGAAAGUGGAGGAGAAGAAGAAGUCUCUGGACGACGAGCUCAACAUGUUCAAACAGAAAAAGACUGCUGCAGAGCUCUUGCAGAACCAAGCGCAGCAGGCAGGGGGCUCCACCACACUCAAGAGGGACAAAGAGAGGAAAAACUGAUGUGACGCCGUGCCUGUUAGAAAAGGAAGAAGACACUUGCACUGAGAAGCUUAGGAUUCCUGUAGAAAAAGUGCUCCCUUGUGGCCAUCCUGCUGUGAAUGAGUUUCCACCCCAUCAUCCUUUACAGUACCCCUUCCCCACCCUCACCCUCACCCCAUAAUUCAACCCUCCACAUGCCCUCCCUGCUCUCUGGAAGACGCUGGGUGUUGCUAGCAGUUUGACAUGACUUUUUCUUUUUGCUGAAUGAUGCUUGUCCUUUAUGUGGUUUGUACAAGCAGUUAUUCAGCUUGUCUUUUUAUACACAUUUGCAAAAAAAAAAUGCAUUCCAUAUUUGUUUUGUAUUCUGUGAUUCUUUGCAUGAUGGAGUGAGCUUUUUAAACAUUAACAUACAUGACUACUGUUGUGAUGGGCAGAAAUGUAUUGAAGCUCAAGUGAAACAUGCAUCAGACUUUGGGCCCCGAGUAUGUUUGUGUGGUCAGUUGUAUCAAACUGAUCUAUUUUCAGAUUAAAGCAGUUUCUAAGAAUACCUGCUUACCUUGAGAUUGUAAACAACAACAACCAACAUACUUGUCAUGAAUUAGUCAUUGGCCUCGGGAAGAGCUACUUUGUUAUUAGUGUAAAGUUAUAAUCAUUAAGAUUUCAGUCCUGGUUGAUUUGGCAACGCCAGUGGCUGCCAUGGUAACAGCCAGUGCAGUUUAAUGCUACAGCAAACACUCCUUAACUACUUUGUCAGAAACAACAAAAGAGAAACUGUUUACGGCCAAGAUAAACAAACUCAGAUUAGCCUUUUUCCAUCAUCUCAUAGUCAAUCUGAAUUCAUGCUGCCCCUGGUAAUAUUUUAAACUAAGCAAUCAUUUUUAGCACUAUACGUGGUGAAUACAUUGCUAUUCCUGUGACCUCUUCACAAUAUAAGUCACACACAGUUCACAGUUGAAUGCUUUUAGUUUGAAGAGGCAGCAGUAAAAAUAGAAGUAGCAGUAACUUCAUAUAGUUGUGAUACAGGCUGUAGGAGUGUGAACACUGAGGCUACAAGUGGAUUACAAGCAGCAUUUCCUGCUAAUCUCUUGUUCAUAAAUAGGCAAAAUGAACCCACCUCAGGAAUGGCGGACUCUGCCACUAACAAUGAAAACAAUAUUAUAUACAGGGAUAAAUACAGACUGUAAAUACAUUGAAUGACUAUUGCAGAAGAAUGUAGAACAGAAAUAUGACCAAAAAGAGGAUUUGAUUUCAUUAAAAACUUGAGGAAUACAACUUUAAAGCUUCCACUCAUUAGUACCUCAGCAUAAAUACUAGAUUUAAUGUGUUUUGGUGUUUAUGUCCCUUUGCUGAUGCUGUUUCACUUUAACCUGAUGCAUGAGUAGUUGUGAGCCUAAUCUCUUUACCACUUCUCCCAUACCUCAUUCAUUGUCAUGUGUUAGUGCAUACUUGUCUUAGCUUUCACAUUUGCACUUUUUUUAUACACAAAUGUGAUGUUUUUUGAAUAUAUGUUGUCAGUGCAAUUGUAACUUUCUUUUUUAUUUCACUUCAUAUGAAGGCACAUUUUAAAGUCAAUCAUCAUUAUGUCCUGUGUCCUGCAGGGACCAGUGUUGUUUGUAUCAGUGUUACACAUAAAAGACACAUUAUAUCAAAAGAAAAUAAAGGCCAAUUUUUCACCAAA
Morone saxatilis (striped sea-bass) is the source of this 2941-nucleotide messenger RNA. RefSeq names its product septin 6 (gene septin6). The coding region runs from base 1 to 1284 and encodes 427 amino acids. Lineage: Eukaryota; Metazoa; Chordata; Actinopteri; Moronidae. The record is from RefSeq and is a predicted model, not a curated record. Gene Ontology annotation, biological process: cilium assembly; cytoskeleton-dependent cytokinesis. Gene Ontology annotation, molecular function: GTP binding; GTPase activity; molecular adaptor activity. Gene Ontology annotation, cellular component: septin ring; microtubule cytoskeleton; cell division site. The transcript is spliced from 11 exons.